AUGGCGGACACUCAGGCGCCGCUCUCGCCGCCGGCUCCCGUCUACCUCAAAGCCUCACCUCCCCCGCCCUCCAAGCCCGUCUCACCCGCGUCUCCCACCUCGCCAACCGGCCUGUCCAGACUCUCGUUGCACGAAAUGCCCCGAAGAAAACCGAUCGCGAUUCCCGACGGCGCCGCCCAUGAGAACGCCGUCAUGCACCAGUCGCCCGUGUCGCCCGUGCGCAUCGACGACCCGUCGAUAACGCCCGAGGCCUCGUCUGUGUUGGUGGAAGACGUGAGGAACCUGCGGCUGUCCCAGGACUCCGGCAAGAACCUGAACCUAAACGCCCAACACUUCCCGCCCCGACGGAGCUCCAUGUUCCAGGCCCCGGCCCAGUACGCCCAGUAUCACGAUUCGCCCGCGGACGACCCAUCGACGCGCCCGCCGAGAGGAGACUCGCUCAACCCCAGCCCCGAUCUGAAAUCACCGCCUGUCCUCGAAGCAACUGACCUGCCGCAGGCCACCCGCUCGUCGAGCCAGGAAAGCCUCGAGAGCUUCCCCGAAGAGCCGCAAGAAGUCUACCAGCCGCUGCAGUACCACCACCAGCCCUUCCAGGAACACCUGCUGGACCGCGUUGGCCAUCGUGGCUCAAAAUGCACCGUCAGAUCCACCUCCGACUCCUCCUCCACCGGCGGACAGUCGAAUCACCUCGCCCCAGGCGGCCUGGCCGUGCCCCGGCCACCCUCCACGUAUUCUUCCGAUGGCAGAGGCCGAACGCGCUCCCUGCAACUGUCCCCCUACGGCCACAUGCGCGCCGUGUCGUCGCAUUCCGCCGCCUCGCCCGAUGCCCGCCCGCUGUCCUUUGUGGACUUGAUGAACGUGCCCUACCCGCAGCCGCCUCCAGCGCCAGCCACCCUCAGCAACGCGCAUCUGCGGUCGUCCGUGGGGAACAGCGCGUCGUUGUUGAGCCACAAGCAGACCUUUGAGAUGUACCUGGCCAAUGUCAAGAAGACCAACGACGCCGGCGCGCAGUACGAAUUUGCCGUGUUUAUGAUCCACGCUGCGCAGGAGGGCUCGCGCCCGGAAUCGCCCGCCGCUUCGAAACAGCCCGAUGCCGGCGCCGAAAUCUCGCGCGCCGAGCUGCUGCGCGAGGCGAAAGCCAUCCUGCAGCGCCUGGCCGACCGCAGCUACCCGUACGCGCAGUACUACCUGGGUGACGGCUAUGCCUCAGGGCUGUUCAACAAAGGCAAGCCCGACUACGACAAAGCCUUCGGGCUGUUUGUGGCCGCCAGCAAACACGGCCACGCCGAGGCGGGGUACCGCGCCGCUCUGUGCUACGAGUUUGGCUGGGGAAGCCGCAAAGACGGUGCCAAAGCGGUGCAGUUCUACCGGCAAGCCGCGUCCAAGAACCACCCGGGCGCGAUGCUGCGCCUGGGCAUGGCCUGCCUGAAAGAAGACAUGGGCCUGGGCAAGCGCUACCGCGAGGGCAUAACGUGGCUCAAACGCGCCGCCGAGUCGGCCGACGUGCAGUACAACUCGGCGCCGUACGAGCUGGGGCUGCUGCACGAGACGGGCUUCGGGGGCGAUAUCUUCCAGGACGAAUCCUACGCCGCGCAGCUCUUCACCAAGUCCGCCGAGCUGGGCCACGCCGAAGCCAACUAUCGCCUUGGCGACGCCUACGAGCACGGCAAGCUGAGCUGCCCACGAGACCCGGCCCUGAGCGUGCACUUCUACACCAGCGCCGCCCAGCUGGGCCACCCGCUGGCCAUGAUGGCCCUGUGCGCGUGGUUCAUGGUCGGCGCCGAGCCCAUGCUGGAGAAGGACGAGUAUGAAGCGUAUGAAUGGGCGAAGAAGGCUGCUGAGUGCGAGCUCGCAAAGGCUGAGUACGCCAUGGGCUACUUCACGGAGAUGGGCAUUGGGUGCCGCCGCGAUCCCCUCGAGGCCAAUGUGUGGUACGUUCGUGCCGCGGACCACGGAGACGACCGCGCGAAGCACCGAAUCGCCGCCAUCAGAGCUGCCGCGUCUGGCGCCGAUCCAAAGUCCGCGGCGCGCCGGAAUCAUGGCAAGAGCGGGAAACCCGAGGAUGAGAAGAGCAAAAGCAAGAAAUUCGGCUUGUUCUAA
This is a messenger RNA of Ophidiomyces ophidiicola, 2100 nucleotides long. It is a transcript of the gene CHS4, whose product is annotated as Chitin synthase 4. NCBI's taxonomy places the organism in Eukaryota, Fungi, Ascomycota, Eurotiomycetes, Onygenales, Onygenaceae. The transcript has 3 exons. The record is from RefSeq and is a predicted model, not a curated record. Gene Ontology annotation, molecular function: protein binding. Bases 1 to 2100 code for a protein of 699 amino acids.